AUGGAAUCACCUCUUGAGCUGGUUACUUUACUUCGUGAUGCCAUCAAGGCCAACUGGACAUUAAUGACGAAAGCGAAAAUAUUACACCGUGAAGUUUCUUUAAAUAUAAUCAUGACUGGAUCCGAAGCUCACAAGAACCGGAAAGGAUAUGUCAUCGACCUCGACUUAGCCGUCUUGCUCACGGGUGGAAAGUACCAAGAGAAAAUAGAGGCCAUGACCGGAAAAAUGGAGUUCAUGGCGCUGGAAGUUAUGAGUGAUGGCUUUGAAACUUAUGGCGCCGUUGUGGAGCAUUUAUACCGCCAUGACCUCGAGUCAUUCUUUUAUGUCUUCCUCUGGCAAUGCUUAAGCUGUGGAUGGGAAUACGAAGAAAAUCUUAAAAAUGAAUACCUGAAAAAAUGGUAG
Messenger RNA from Blumeria graminis f. sp. triticale, 402 nucleotides. The record is from the annotation of a GenBank genome assembly. NCBI's taxonomy places the organism in Eukaryota, Fungi, Ascomycota, Leotiomycetes, Helotiales, Erysiphaceae.